UCUGCAUCAAAUUAACUCUCUUUACAUUGGACAGGUCAUCUUUGAAAAGACAAUCAAGAUGGAAUUAAAUAUUGUACUACUUGUACUUUUCCUGGUGCCAAUAACUGUUGAAUCAAUGAAAGAUACAUCUAAAUGUAAACAACCAGAUCAAUGUAUGACGGAAAUGAACUCGUUUAGUACACUGCUUAACCUUGCCUCUCAAUUCGUUAACCUACAGCAAACGUGCUGUAAUAAAAGUGAGACAGUUACGGACAGUAAAUGUAAGGAAAACAAUACAGAGUGGGCUACAAAAGAGGAUAUCAUAGAUAUACAGCAGAAAUUAGCAUCGAUUCAUGACUUAAUACAGAACUGCAGUCACGACAUGAAAAAUAGAUUCUAUCCACAAGACUGUCAAGAUCUGUUGUUGAGAGGUUACAGAGAGAGUAAGGUGUACACUAUUUACCCGAAUAGAGGAACUGGGAUCCAGGUCUACUGUGAUCAAGAGACAGCUGGGGGCGGAUGGACGGUUAUACAAAGGAGACAGGACGGAUCAGAAAAUUUCUUUAGAAACUGGAAUGACUACAAAAAUGGUUUUGGGAAUCUGUCAAACGAGUUUUGGCUAGGAAAUGAGAAAAUCCACACCAUUACAAACUCAGGAAAGUACACUUUACGGAUAGAUUUGAAGGAUUUUUCAGGAAAUUCUCGAUAUGCAAGCUACAAGACAUUCAGUAUCGGAAAUGAGGAGUCAGAAUAUAUUUUGAGGGUCUCAGGUUACAGUGGAAAUGCUGGCGACUCAUUUAUGUCCCGACAUAACAACGUCAAAUUUAUCACUAAGGAUCAUGGUGAUAUAGAAAAAUGUGCAAAGGCCUAUAAAGGAGGUUGGUGGUACAAAUAUUGUCACCUUUCUAAUCUGAACGGACUCUACCUAAAAGGAAAGCAUAAAUCCUAUGCUGACGGUGUGGAAUGGUAUACCUGGACAGGAUAUCAUUAUUCCCUGAAGUUUGCGGACAUGAAAAUCCGGAAAUCACACGUCUGAGAAUCGUUAAUAGAAAAUAAAA
Messenger RNA from Saccostrea cuccullata (small rock oyster), 1037 nucleotides. Its product is annotated as techylectin-5A-like. Lineage: Eukaryota; Metazoa; Mollusca; Bivalvia; Ostreida; Ostreidae. The transcript has 6 exons. The coding region runs from base 59 to 1015 and encodes 318 amino acids. The record is from RefSeq and is a predicted model, not a curated record.